AACUCUGCUGACUAUUUCAAAAAAUCUGCAUUUAAAAACGAAAACAUAAACAAUCCGCCGGAGUUUUUGCAUUUUUAUAUUUAAAUUUUAAUAAAAAUUUAAUAAAAGCGAAUAGAAAUAUAUUUAUGACAACUAUAUGUAGUAAUGCAAAAUGUUGACCGCGCUGGUGCAACCAGUUUUAAAAUGUAUGCAUUUAUUGCACUCAAUAGCCGUAUUUAUACUGACCGCCAGUUAUCACAUUGGACGAGCCAUAUUCCUGCUACUAAUACAGGCCUGUAAUAUUAUACGAGAUAUAUUUACUGCUUUAGCUAUUAUAGGAGAAGAACUUUAUCGUUUUAUUUGUGAACUUAAUACCAGCAUAGCAGCUGUAACAAAUUAUAUCAGAACUUCCGCCAAUGGUGGCAUCAAUGGUAUGCUGGAAGCGGUGGGGGUUUUUAUAAAGCACAUAGCAAAGUUUUUUAUCAAUACACGUUUACACUCGAAGCUACUGGCUACACAAAUUGGUAGUUUUGUGGCAGAUUUUUUAAAUCUACUGAGAAAUGCUCUAUUAUUAAUAGCGGAUUGUGCUUGGUGGCUGAUUACACUCUUGCCCAGAUGGUUGCUUUAUGCCAUAAUCGCUGUGGGAGAUUUUAUAGUGGAUAGUGUUACCAAUAUACGCAUAACUGUGGUGUAUAUAGUAAAGGUUAUAGUGGAAGAUAUAUUUCGUUUAACUAUUGGUUUGGUAUUGCUGUUUCUUUUGUGGCACCAUCGUAGAAGAGUGGGCUAUGCUAUAUUGAGAUGUUGUUUGAAAAUAAAGAGGUUUAUUAGUUCAUGUUGCCUUUGUUUAAGCCAACUAACCAGGCGCUUGUUUAGACGCAGAGUUAAUCCAACUGUUACUACUACUCCCUUACGUAAUUUAGCUGCCCAAAGACGUUCUCCCUUACCCCGCCCUAGUAUUUCGCCAAGUAAUGGUGAAAAGACAUUAGACGUUACACAACGUUGCGUUAUUUGUCGUGAUCGUCAAAAGUGCGUUCUCCUCUUGCCCUGCAAGCAUUUGUGCCUUUGUGAGGAGUGUGCCGAUUAUAUGUUUUUCUCUUCCCAAAGACAAAAUUGUCCACUAUGUCGUACAUUUAUUGAUCAUUCGAUGUCCGUUUAUAUUUAAAAGCCAAAUAGGAGCAACUGCCAAAUAAUUUGACAAUGAUUUUCUAAUCUAGUGGUAAGUUUAGUUUUUAAACAAAGAAUUUUUUUAAUCUGUACAAAGUUGUUUUUGUAAAAUAAAUCUUAAAUUAAAAUUUA
This is a messenger RNA of Lucilia sericata (common green bottle fly), 1275 nucleotides long. RefSeq names its product E3 ubiquitin-protein ligase RNF26. The transcript has 2 exons. NCBI's taxonomy places the organism in Eukaryota, Metazoa, Arthropoda, Insecta, Diptera, Calliphoridae. The record is from RefSeq and is a predicted model, not a curated record. Gene Ontology annotation, biological process: ubiquitin-dependent protein catabolic process; protein ubiquitination. Bases 152 to 1141 code for a protein of 329 amino acids. Gene Ontology annotation, molecular function: ubiquitin protein ligase activity.